UCUUCACCAUUCCAAAGGCACAGAAGUAGUUUCACCAACGCCUCCGGCGACGACAACAAAAGCCAAAACCCACAAGGUUCGUGUCUCGAUUGUGUUUAUAGUCUGUCCCUCGAGCCGAUACGGAACUCGCUACAUGUUACGAGUGGCCUCCAUAUGGGCUGGAUUACCCCCCUGCUUAGAAGAUGAUGUCCCGAGCCAGUGCUGAUAUCUUUCUUUGCAGCCCUUCCGAUUAGCUUCAAGAUGUCCGCCCCAAUCAGUAAAAAGCGCAAGUUUGUCGCCGAUGGUGUUUUCCGCGCCGAACUCAAUGAAUUCUUCACUCGCGAACUCGCCGAGGAAGGCUACUCUGGCUGUGAUGUCCGCGUAACUCACGCCCGGACUGAGAUUAUCAUCCGUGCUACCCACACUCAGGAAGUUCUUGGUGAAAAGGGUCGCCGCAUCCGUGAGCUGACUUCUCUCGUCCAAAAGCGCUUCAAAUUCCCCGAAAACACUCUCGAAUUGUAUGCCGAGAAGGUGCAAUACCGCGGUCUCUCUGCGAUUGCGCAAUGUGAGAGUUUGAGAUACAAAUUGCUUGGUGGUCUGGCUGUUCGCCGGGCAUGCUAUGGUGUCUUGCGUUACGUCAUGGAGUCUGGUGCCAAGGGUUGUGAAGUCGUUGUCUCUGGCAAACUGCGUGCUGCUCGUGCCAAAUCCAUGAAGUUCACCGAUGGAUUCAUGAUCCAUUCCGGUCAACCAGCGAGAGAUUACGUUGACUAUGCUGUCAGACACGUCCUGCUCAGACAGGGUGUUCUUGGUAUUAAAGUGAAAAUCAUGAAAGGUUGGGAUCCUGAGGGCCAGACUGGUCUUAAGAGACCCCUUCCCGACUCCGUUCAUAUUUCGGACCCCCCAGUCGACAAGAUCGUUUCCGAGCCAUCAUCCGAGUCUAGAGAACCUGCAGCCGUUGUGGCUCCCGCGCCAGCAGCGGACGAGCAGGCUACUUACUCCCAAGAACCUGCCUUCCAGGCAGAGACUUAUGCUGAGCCUUUCUGAGCUACCUAGUAGUUGUUUUUUGUCAUACCUCCUGUCUGUUGUCCUACUAUGGUUGAAUGAGAUCGAGCUCGUAACGCACGCAGCUGACACUGUUGUAUGAG
This is a messenger RNA of Pisolithus orientalis, 1124 nucleotides long. RefSeq names its product ribosomal protein S3. Lineage: Eukaryota; Fungi; Basidiomycota; Agaricomycetes; Boletales; Pisolithaceae. Gene Ontology annotation, biological process: translation. The transcript is spliced from 4 exons. Gene Ontology annotation, molecular function: RNA binding; structural constituent of ribosome. The record is from RefSeq and is a predicted model, not a curated record. Gene Ontology annotation, cellular component: cytosolic small ribosomal subunit; nucleus. Bases 241 to 1023 code for a protein of 260 amino acids.